Linum tenue is the source of this 417-nucleotide messenger RNA. Lineage: Eukaryota; Viridiplantae; Streptophyta; Magnoliopsida; Malpighiales; Linaceae. The record is from the annotation of a GenBank genome assembly.
AUGAGGAUGCCAUCACGGGUAAAGCGUUCAAAGCCCAAGGCAAAUCAUCAUGAUAAGAGGAAGAUGAGCCUGGAGGAGACGUAUAAACUAGGAGUAGGAUUGGAGACUUUGCCGCAGCAGAAGCUGGAGCAGGUUGUGCAAAUAGCAAAGAAGAGGAAUUGCCAUUUGAGGCAAGAUGGAGAUGUGAUUGUGCUCGACCUUGACACUCUUGAUACAGAGACUCUGUGGGAGCUCGAUCGAUUUCUUCACAUUUUCAAGAAAUUGGCGAGAAAGACGAUCAGGCGUCGUCAAGCAGCAGUAAUGGGUGGCAACAGUACUGCUUCAAUUGGUUGCGUAAGUGAAGGCAACAAGUUAUGUUCACAGUUCAGGACAAUGUUAAAAGUUGAUAGUACUAAUUCCAACAAUUUAUUGAUAUAG